AUGACAUUAGAAAGAGUAUCAAACCCUUCAAGAGAAGUAUUAGAGUCAUUCAUUUUAAAGAGUCAACCCUUUAUCAUUACAGAUGUAGCAGACAAAUGGCCAUGUUAUAGUAAUUGGAGAUCAAAUUAUGAUUAUCUUCCAUCAAAGUUGGGUGAAAGAGAAAUACCAAUGAGAGAACUUGGUUAUAAUGUUGGUGAAUGGUUAGGAAAGACAAGUAAUGUAAAGUUUUCAGAGUUUUACAAGUUGUGGAAAGACAAUCAAAAUAAUCAAUCGACACCAACAACAACAACGACAGCUGAUACUACUAAAAACCCAUUGUACUAUCUUGCAAGUUUACCAGUACGUACCUAUUUUCCAGAGUUGGAAAGUGAAUAUACAGUUCCUGAUUUUGCAAAGGAACAAAACAAAUCAGCUAAUCUUUGGAUUGGAUCAGCUGGACAAGUCACACCAUUACAUCAUGAUUGGUCAACUGGUGAUCCUGGUAUGGAUGGUUUGCAUGCAAUUAUAAUUGGUAAAAAUUAUUUAAACUUUAUGAUCCAGCAAUUAAUAGAAUGGGGUUUAUUCCAUCAUGCGUUGGUGGAUUGCGAAUCACCUAAUCUCGAAAAGUAUCCAGAGUUUGCCAAUGCACAGGUGAUCGAUGUUAUUUUAGAGGCUGGUGAAAUACUUUUUAUUCCAAAGUUGUGGUGGCAUCAUGUGAGAACAUUGGAGCAUGCCAUUAGUUUGAAUUUUUGGUUCCAACAUAUUGGUAGUGAGAAAUUAAAAUGUACAAGGUUUUGGCCACACAUGGAAGAAUAUUUAAAUGCCAUCUAUAAUAUGGAUAUGAAAGAGGAGAGAAUGACAACACUAUUAAUGUACUUUGCUGAUGGAUAUUCACAAAAGAAUAAACCAACCGAGGCAGAUGUAAGAUACUAUAUCGACAACCCAAUCAAAUUUAUGCAAUUGCCAAAAUUCAUCCACGCCUUUGGCAACGCUGCCAAUAAUCCACUCGUCAAAUCACCCGAAGCCGAUCUACUGGCCACCGAGCUAAGAACAAUGGUAAAAGAAUGGAUAGAUAAUAAAGCAUUAUCAUUGAAUGAUAAUUCAUCUCAACCAAAGUAUAGUAACAAUAGUUAUAGCAAUCCAAUGAUUGACGAGUUUUUCGGAGAUCUCAUUAAAACAACAGACAAUAUAGUCAAGCAAACGCAAUCAUUGAAAAAUAAUAUACAACUCUAUCCAUUGGCCAAUUGUGAUGAUAGCAAUAACAACAACAACUCGAACGUCGUUGCACAUACGACCAUCAUUAAAAAGAUACACAAGAGACUUGAGGAUGUCGAUCACCAACUCAAACAUUUACUUGACGAUUGUAACUCUACACUUGGUAUCACUCCACACGCUUGCUCAAACACAAGCAAUACUGCAGAGUUAUUGGAAGCAUUUAAAUUAAUGUAUCAACAAAAUGAACAAUGGAAAAGUAAUAUUCAAUUACCAUUAUCGACAACAACAUCAACAAUAUCAACGACCAAUAGGAAUCUUAGUAGUAUGUCAUCGUCGUCAACAUCUUCACCUGUAAAUAAUAAUAAUAAUCUUCUAAACCCACAUCCAAUGGUUGCUCCAUCUAAAAAUGCUAUUCCGGCAAUUGUAAAUACUAAACCACCAAUGGCAGCCCCAACCACAACUACAACAACUACCCUUCAGCCACUUCCCAUGGCACCAAAAUCAAUCCUUUAUAAUAAUAAUCAAAAUAAUAGUGUCAACAGUCAGAGUAGCAACACUAAUACAACAAAUAAUAAUAAUAAUAAUAAUAAUGGUAACAAAUCACUCCCAAAGAUUGAAGUAUCAUCAGAGUAUUCUUUAAAUCUAUUAAAAUCAAAACUACCAUCUCCCUCGUCUUCUUCUUCUUCUUCUUCUCAAUCGACGACUACUCCUACUGUACAACAUGUUGCUACACCUGUAGCUCCAACGAUUACUCUACCCAUUUCUAAUCCUCCAGCACCUCCUCUUGUUAUUCCAAAACCUCCUUUGGAAAUGGUAAACAAGCCAGUUCCCACCAUAUCACCAAAUAUUAAUCCAACAGCCCCAACUCGACCAACCACUUCCACUCCUCUACACUCGGCAAUUAAAGCACCUGUAUUAAUAUCUACGACUACUCCACUCUUGGCUCCAACAACACCAGUUAAGAUUUCUGUACCUGUUGCUAAUCAUCCUCCUCCACCACCAACACCAACCCAUUCAAAUACACAACCUCCUAUAAUCAUGCCAACAACACCAAUACUUAUACAACCAAAGAUCAACACUACUACUACGACAACCACAACCAAUACAAUAGUAACAACAAAAAUUAUCAAACAUGUAACAAAAGAGGAAAUACAAGUACUGGAAAAUAAUUAUUUAACAAAAAUCGUUCAUUUGGAUAUAUUAAAUCAAACUAUUCAUUGCAUCAACGAAUUUUUAAAAAAGAAUCAUCAUCAUCAUGGUGGUGAACAACAACAUUUUAACGAAAGUAAUUUAAUCAACGACAUGAGUAUACCAACACCAGCAAAAUCAAAGCCAAUUCUAUUGUUGCUUCUACAACUUGGUCGUAUUGAAUCCAAAAAAACAAUAGAAGGCGACACUAUCUUUUGUUCGGUUGGUGUCAUAUGA
Molecule: messenger RNA, 2619 nt
Organism: Cavenderia fasciculata
Lineage: Eukaryota; Evosea; Eumycetozoa; Acytosteliales; Cavenderiaceae
Gene: jcdC
Product: transcription factor jumonji
Exons: 6
Coding region: 1-2619 (872 amino acids)
Molecular function (GO): 2-oxoglutarate-dependent dioxygenase activity
Source: RefSeq, a predicted model, not a curated record